AUGGCAGAGCAGCCACCGCCUUGGACCGUAACUUACCACGAGGAGGGUGAACGCGUGCUCGGGUGCAAGCACUACCGACGCGGAAGCCGCAUACGUGCGCCGUGCUGCGAUGGUGCCUUGUUCACCUGCCAUUCGUUCGCCGUCCGCCAGAUGCAGUGCAUGCACUGCGGCCUCGAGCAGCCCGCACAAAAGUGCUGUUCUGCCGAGGGAUGCAAGAAACAACUGGGACUGUACUAUUGUAAUAUAUGCCACCUCUGGAGCGAUGACCCAAAGAAGAGCAUUUUCCACUGCGUCGAUUGUGGGAUCUGCCGUAUCGGCAAAGGGCUGGGGGUGGACUUUUUCCACUGUAGCAAGUGCAAGGCCUGUUUAGCCAUUUCGCUCCAAAACAACCAUCAGUGCAUCGAGGACGUGCUCAACACCAACUGCCCUGUCUGCUGGGAACACUUGUUCACCUCUCGGGACCCGUUGUCGGUGCUGACCUGCGGGCACUCGAUGCACAAGGCCUGCUUCGAGACCUACACGCGGAACGGGUUCUACCGAUGUCCGACGUGCCAGCGCAUGCUCUUCGACCCGCGGGAAGCGCUCAUACGGGAGGUCAAGGUCAAGGCCCUUCGAUGGGGCAAGCGCCUCCUCCAGGACCUGAUCGCCCUCAUCUGCCUCGCCUACCUCGUGGACCGAUUCGUCUAUGACUACAUCUAG
Molecule: messenger RNA, 699 nt
Organism: Acanthamoeba castellanii str. Neff
Lineage: Eukaryota; Discosea; Longamoebia; Acanthamoebidae
Product: zinc finger, C3HC4 type (RING finger) domain containing protein
Exons: 6
Coding region: 1-699 (232 amino acids)
Biological process (GO): protein ubiquitination; ubiquitin-dependent protein catabolic process
Cellular component (GO): nucleus
Molecular function (GO): ubiquitin protein ligase activity; zinc ion binding
Source: RefSeq, a predicted model, not a curated record